Molecule: messenger RNA, 930 nt
Organism: Dipodomys ordii (Ord's kangaroo rat)
Lineage: Eukaryota; Metazoa; Chordata; Mammalia; Rodentia; Heteromyidae
Product: olfactory receptor 4C6
Exons: 1
Coding region: 1-930 (309 amino acids)
Biological process (GO): G protein-coupled receptor signaling pathway
Cellular component (GO): membrane
Molecular function (GO): G protein-coupled receptor activity; olfactory receptor activity
Source: RefSeq, a predicted model, not a curated record
AUGGAAAAUGCACACAAUGUGACUGAAUUCAUUCUGCUGGGUAUCACAAAGAAUUCAGAGCUGGGGAAAGCCCUCUCUGCUCUGUUUCUCCUCAUGUACACGGCCACGGUACUGGGAAACCUACUCAUUGUGGUCACCAUAGCUGUAAGCCCUAGUCUGCAGUCACCCAUGUUUUUCUUCCUUACUUCCUUAGCCCUCAUGGAUGUCACCUACUCCUCAGUAAUUACCCCCAAGUUGAUUGUCAAUUCCCUGUCUGAGAGAACGACCAUCUCCUUUAGAGGUUGCAUGACCCAGCUCUUCGCGGAACAUUUCUUUGGUGGUGUAGGGAUCAUCCUUCUCAUCGUGAUGGCCUAUGACCGCUACGUGGCCAUCUGCAAACCCUUACACUACAUGACCAUCAUGAGUCCUCGAGUGUGUUAUCUGCUGGUGGCCGGGGCCUGGGUGGGAGCAUGGCUCCAUGCCACAAUCCAGCUUCUUUUCAUGUAUCAAAUUCCUUUCUGUGGCCCCAAUAUCAUUGAUCAUUUUAUGUGUGACUUGUUUCCAUUGUUGAAACUGGCCUGCAUGGACACUCACAUCUUGGGUCUCUUGGUCAUCCUCAACAGUGGGGUGAUGUGUACAGCCCUCUUCCUUAUCCUCAUUGCUUCCUAUGUGGUGAUCCUCUGCUCCCUGAAGGCUUACAGCUCUGAAGGGAGGCGCAGAGCCCUCUCGACGUGCAGCUCCCACUUCACAGUGGUCGUCUUGUUCUUUGUGCCCUGUGUGUUCUUGUACAUGAGGCCUGUGGUCACUUACCCCAUAGACAAGGCAAUGGCUGUGUCCUUUACUGUGGUGGAACCGAUGUUAAAUCCUCUGAUCUACACCUUGAGGAAUGCAGAUGUGAAAAGGGCCCUGAGAAAAUUCUGGAUGAAACAUAGGACUGUGGGCAGUCACUAA